CAGCCGGCUGUGGUCACGACGCCUGCUCCCUUGCCAGUCCUAAACAACAAGUGCACACCCCAGAACAUCGCUAAAGGCAAUCUGUACUUCUCCAUUGCUGGAGACCCUCACCGAUUCAUUGAGUGUGAUCUAAAUGGCAAUGCUAACAUCUUGACAUGCCCAUCAAUGCUAAACUGGGACGAGUCAAGGUUGUCCUGUGUGUAUGCCUUUACACAAGUCAACCCAACACCCAACCCAAGUGCCAGCUCAGGUAGUUUGAACACAGGUGCAGCUAAUCCCUGUAGGGGACAAACAGUAACACCAGCCGGUCUCUUCUUCUCUCACCCUGACCCCAACAAAUUUAUCCAGUGUGACAUUGCUGGCGAUGCCUAUGUCCUCACCUGUCCCUCGGGCCUGGUUUGGAAUGAAUACAGUACAACAUGUGUUUCUCCCUACCUGGGGGCUGGCUCAAGUGGGUAGUCUCCCCUUAACACGAGGAUAGCCUCCCCUUACCUGGUGGCUAGCUCCAGUGGUUCACCUUGCUCAUUCACACUUUUACUUAUAUCACCAAUAAAAACAUCAAUAUUGUAAA
This is a messenger RNA of Mizuhopecten yessoensis (Yesso scallop), 571 nucleotides long. RefSeq lists its product as uncharacterized. The record is from RefSeq and is a predicted model, not a curated record. The annotation marks the transcript as partial. The transcript is spliced from 2 exons. Gene Ontology annotation, molecular function: chitin binding. Gene Ontology annotation, cellular component: extracellular region. NCBI's taxonomy places the organism in Eukaryota, Metazoa, Mollusca, Bivalvia, Pectinida, Pectinidae.